Molecule: messenger RNA, 1563 nt
Organism: Mya arenaria
Lineage: Eukaryota; Metazoa; Mollusca; Bivalvia; Myida; Myidae
Product: ecdysone-inducible protein E75-like
Exons: 6
Coding region: 135-1082 (315 amino acids)
Biological process (GO): positive regulation of transcription by RNA polymerase II; cell differentiation; negative regulation of transcription by RNA polymerase II
Molecular function (GO): nuclear receptor activity; zinc ion binding; RNA polymerase II cis-regulatory region sequence-specific DNA binding
Source: RefSeq, a predicted model, not a curated record
GAGUGACAUGCAUGUUUGUGCAGUUGUGCAGUUGUGCAUUUAUUGUAAAACGAUUGUAAUUCUAUAUGCGAACACUACGUGUAUAAUAUCAUUUUAAGUCUCCUUCGAGUGUUCUUGUAUUCACAGGAUUAACGAUGUCGGCUUUACAUGGUGCCGAUGGUUUCCACAUAUGCCGGGUUUGCGGUGACAGGAGCUCGGGGCUACAUUAUGGGGUUCUGUGUUGUGAAGGUUGUAAGGGAUUUUUCUUCAGAACCGUCCGUAAAAAUAAACAGUACGACGUAUGCCGCCGACCGGGUCGAUGCAUUGUCCUGAAAUCAAGCCGAAACGGCUGUAAAUUUUGUCGAAUGCAACGAUGCCUUGACCUUGGCAUGAGCUAUGAAGCUGUAAAGAUGGGACGACCAAAAAACAAUGACAAAAAGGCGCUCACAAUCACCAAAACAACGUCAAUCAACGAAACGAAGGACAAACUCAUUCUGAACGUUUAUUCAGCCUUCAUGAAAGCCAUGCAAGGUAUCAAAUCGGCAAGACAGGAUGCUGAUAUUACAGAAUCUGAUUGGAGUUAUUACAUUGUAACUGGAAUGGUCAACUUUUCAUCUAUUUUUGCAAAAGAACAAUACAUGUUUAGGAAACUAUCAACUGAGACACAGAUCUUGUUGCUAAAAUCAGCCUUGCUUGAGCUGGCAGUAUUCAAAGAUAUUCUUGAACCAACAAAUAACAACAGCAGCAAGUGCCAGAACCUUGAAGUUAUGAAGGCGGACCAAAAAUGUGACAAAGUGAUUGAAGCACUUCAUGAUACUGGUUCAAAAGUAAAGCAUAAAUUAGAUGGCAUAAAAUUGACGUUCGUGGAAAUUGGAUUGUUUCUUGGAUUGAUAUUGUUCUGUUCUGACCGAGUAUCCAAUGACUGUAAAGAUUUUAAUGUCGUCAUGCAAACAGAGCACGCUCUUCUGCUAGCCUUGAAAUACCAGAUUGUCAUGAACCACAACCGCCAUAUUGAAAUCCUUCCGCAUGUUAUUGAAAUUCUUUGCAUACUAAGGGGACUAACUGCGCUUCAUUUAGACACGUUUUUGAAAUGCUUUGUAUGACAGAUCUCCAUGUGCCAUGUUGAGUGUAACUUUACGGAUAUUGUGGAGCAGAGGGACACAGCUGACCUUGACAAACACAAUCGCCAUGUUAAAAUACUUCCGUAUGUGAUUGAAAUAGGGAAGUAAGAGAGUUGCACUUUGGCUUUGUUUUCUUGCCUGUGAUGUUAAGUUAUUUUUGCGGUUAAAGGGGAAUAAUGAUUAAUCAAUAUCUAGCCGGAAAGCCUUUAACUUUUAGUUAUCAAUUUUGCUGAUAGCUCUUAAUCAACAUUUUUACCUUACGAGUUAAAAAUAUAUUAUUGUCACUAACAUGCCACUUACUUUAUUUAUUUGUUAAAAUAGUAUUUAAUUGCCACUAAUUCUACUUGUAUUUGUUUUUCAAUCAAUACAUUAAGUUUGAUAAACAUGUUUAUAUGAGUUCAAAUGUGUUAUAUCACCACUCAAUUGAGUAUAUAUUAUAACAGCAAAUAAAUUGUUUGCAAAG